UCGCACUUUAAAAUAUAAUUGCAUUCUCUAAAAACUACUUUCGGCUUAACAAUGAUAUUGGUGACAUUCUGAUCGGACGGCUUCAGACCUCGGUGACAGAUGAGUGUGCAUGUGUGUGCGAGAGAGAGAGAGAAAACUAAAUAUGGCACUAUCGUUUUCAGCCAAUCGGGUCACAGUUUGUAACAGGUUGCUGCUCGCGUCACCAAAGAGGUUGAGAAGAGGCAUCAGGGACGCGCUCAUCUGUUUCACUAGGAAAUGGCACCGGUGUAACCGAUCAGUCAUUAUGGGGGAGCCGGGACUCCGAGACAGCGUGGACCCUGACCGACCAAACGCUCCUCAGAGCUCACCAAUUCGAUUAAUAAGGAAAACUAAAUCUGUGUCUCUGUUGUGUUUCCAUUUAUAAACAGACAGCGGCAGGAGCUGUGAUUCGAUCAGCGCUUCACUAGGAGAGAGCGACGUGAGUAAUCAGGAUUCAACUGGGAAUUAGGAGCGUGAUGGAUGGAUCCUCGAUAACAAGCAGCUCCGGUCAGUCCAGCCGAAUCAGAGCAGGGUGGGUUCAUCCGGACUAAAAAAAAAGAACCCUCCUCGGUUCUUCUCAUCUGUUGGCUUCUUCUCAGUCCGGGCGGCGAUGUCCGCCUAUUGCCUUGACCUGCAGACGUCUGCCGCGGUUUCAGCACCACUCGAGCUGGACAGCGACUGCAUGGAGCCCCGGGACUCUCCCGGCUCCGGGGAUCAGGAACUCGGCGGCGGUUUCCAGCCUCACCCGCUGCGGCACCCCGGCUCUGGAGGCCUUGGUAUGGCCCUGGAAGAGGAGCUGGCCAUGCUGACCCGUGACAGGAGCAACGAGGACGGGGAGGAGAAGCCGCUAUCGCCGGAGCUAGAGACGCCUGGUCACAACGCAGAUUUCCUGUCGCUCUGCCGUCAGAAGGAAAGAGACUUGGUUUUAGCUGCUAAACUGGGAAAAACUUUACUAGAGAGGAACCAAGACUUGACGAAGCAAUAUGAGAAAAUGCACAAAGACCUCAAUGAGAAAUUAGAGCACUUGGAACAGGAGAAGCACGAGCUGCGAUGGCGUCUGGAAAGCCGAGAAGGAGAGUGGGAGGGGCGCAUUACCGAGCUGGAGAUGGAUGUCCAGCAGCUUCAGGGCGAGCUGGAGAGACAUCAGGUUCAGCUAAGAGAAGCGGACAGGGACAAGACCAAGGCCAUUAGUGAGCUCUCUGAACAGAACCAUGGACUGCUGGAGCAACUUAGCAGGGCUGCAGAGGUGGAGAAGCAGCUGUCCACUCAGGUCCAUACACUACAGGAUGAUUUCAGGGAGAAGAGUUUGUCUACAAGUCAACACAUAACACAACUGGAGACUCUACAGACUCAGCAAGGGCUGGAAAUUAAGAUGCUGUCAGAGGGGAAAAUUGAGCUGGAACGUCGCGUUCACGCCGUGCUGGAGGAGAAUGAGCUGCUUCAGAGCACAGUGGAUGACCUCAGAGAGAGGACGCUGGUGUUAGAGAAGCAGUGCCAUGAGAAGGACCUACAGUUGCAACAGAGUCAUCUGGAGCUCCAAGAGGUUCAGCUGUCCCACAGACAACUGACUGUUCGACUGGAGGAGCUGAACAUUACCCCACACCCAUCCAGUCUAUUGUGUGAGAUAGAGCUGAGCAUGGAGCAGGAGGAACAGGAGCAAGAACGGGAGCAGUUGCGUCUUCAAUUGUGGGAGGCCUACUGUGAGGUCAGAUCACUCUGCUCACAUCUCCGGGGAAAUGACAUCACAGACUCUGCGCUGUCCACAGACUCUUCCAUGGACGAGUCCUCAGAGAUGUCCUCAGCCAAGGAUGUGCCUACAGGAAGCCUCCACACCAGCCUUCUGGAGCUGAGGAGACUCACACAGAACCUGCUAGACGGCAAUGAGUCUACGGGCUCACGGCGCAGUGAUGAGGAGGCGUUGGAGGAGCAGGUGAGAAAGUUAGGAGAAGAACUGAGGGAGGUUAAGGAGCUGUUUGAAUCUGCACAGCAGAAAACCUGUUGCAGUGAAGAAGAGCUGCAGCAGCUGCACAAUCAGAUGGCGCUCCUCUCCAUGGAGAUGUGUUCUCUGCAGGAGGAGAACCAGCAGAUGAGGACGACGGCUGAAGUUCGAGAACCCAGCGAACAGCUCCAGAGCGCCAUCCGAGACAGGGAUGAAGCCAUAGCCAAAAAAAAAGCAGUAGAGAUGAAACUGGCCAAGUGUAAAAUAGACAUCAUGUCUCUGAAUAACCAGCUUUUGGAUGCUAUCCAGCAGAAGCUUAACCUGUCGCAGCAGCUGGAGGCCUGGCAGGACGACAUGCACAGAGUGAUUGACCAGCAGCUAAUGGACAAACACCAGGACGAGUGACAAUCCCACCCAUCAGGGUCAAUGUGGCCCUAUGGUGGUCACUCCUCCAGACGGGUUUGUCACAGUUCCAACCAGGACAAGAGGCUUUUCUCUUUUUUCAAAAAGAACUGAGCGUCGUUGGACUGACACCAGACAGAGGUGACAAGGAGACAGAAACAGGUGUGGAGGAUCAGGCGGGAGAGACAACAUUGCACAGUACAGUACUGUAUUGCACCUGUACAGACACUGACAAAUUCCCUCAGAGGCUUUGGCUCAACUCCCCUCCCCAUCCCUCUAUAGACAGAUACCAGACUUAGUAGAACAACAACAGGGGCCCCAAGAUUUACCUCCAGACAGGACGGCCUUCUUGUAGUGCCUCAAACCAUCUCUUUAACCCACUGCCAACUCCUGCAUAGAGGGGAACACGACAUACACAAACACAUAUCUACAUACGCGUACAGACCCUCAACACGUACAAACUGUUUUUAGUGUGCAUCUUGAUUGAGCCAGAGUUUCUGGGGAAAGACGGGGGUCGUGGGAAAAACAAGAGUUUUUGGGGAUAAGGUUACCUCUCAGGUUUAUUCAUGUGUCAGCUUCACAUAUCAGCAUCACAGCAGAGAGUAUUUUUGAUACAAAGAAAAUAUAUUUUAGAAACUAUGUGUUGUUUUCAUUAUCCAUACAGAGACUUCAGAGAAUACAGAGAAACUACUAGAACUACUAGAGUUAAGAACAUUUUCUCUCAAGAAAGAUAUGCAUGACCCAGGACACUAGAGUUGCACAUUUGUCAUUAUACAUAGUCUAACCCUAACCCUAACCCUAACCUCCAAAGUUCAUCUUUACAUUGUGGGUGAACUAGAAAGCACUUAGAAGCAGGAAAAUCAGCAUUAUACAUGUACUAAGCUGCGUUUGCGUUCAUAUUUGUGCCCUGGUGUCACGUCAGGCUCAACCAUAGAUGCUUGUGUUGCCUCAUGUUACAAUUGAGCAUCAUAUUAAAACUACUACUCAUGUACUUGUAAAACAACGGCCACUAGCGUUCACAAUGGAUACUGCGCUUUAUAGUUAAUCAUUUAUAUUUGAAACAUUGUGAACCGGAACCAGUCCUAGAAUGUAACAAAAAUUUUUCAUCUAUAAACAGAUGAAUGUUAGUAGACAUACAAAAUAUAUUUCCUUCAUAAUGCACCUCCGAUGUAUGACAACUAGCACUUUGACUUACAUGAGUUCCACAUGUGUAUAAGAUUUAUGUUCUUGCCUGACAUCUGAAUAAACCUUUGGGUGACUCUCCUGUAGGACAAUUUACAUUAUAUUUUCACUCUUUUUUUUUUUUUUGAGGGAUGGACAUACAAUUCUUGGCAUUGAUGAUGAUAUCAGUCAUCUUCCUAGUUAACCAAAUUUAAAAAGAAAAGUUUACAUACAAGCUGGAAAUGGAGGAAAAACACACAUUUGUAGAAAUUUUAAUUUUUCUCAGAAAAUCUCCACUAAAGGCUUUAACUUAAACUUAAAAAGUUAAAACAUCAAUAAAGAAAUAACAAGAACAUAGCCAGAAAGUUAGCUAAACAUUAACCAACAAUUCAAUGACAAUUACCCUUAAAUUAGCUAAGGAGUGGCCAAAUUGACAUUUUUUUUAUUAUAUUAAUAGUCAAUAACUAAUCAACUAAAAACC
Cynoglossus semilaevis (tongue sole) is the source of this 4001-nucleotide messenger RNA. Its product is annotated as BICD family-like cargo adapter 1. The record is from RefSeq and is a predicted model, not a curated record. The transcript has 11 exons. Gene Ontology annotation, biological process: vesicle transport along microtubule; Golgi to secretory granule transport. The coding region runs from base 629 to 2362 and encodes 577 amino acids. NCBI's taxonomy places the organism in Eukaryota, Metazoa, Chordata, Actinopteri, Pleuronectiformes, Cynoglossidae.